GGUCGACUGUCACUGUCGGUACUUCUACUUCAAGCGUUCUGCUCGGCUGAUAUGGAGGCCAGACCGCCAGAAAACACUGAUACCAACACUUCUGCUGCACCCACAAACGCCGUGCUGGAUGCACGGGUCAACUUUUUUCAAAGACAUCCAGCCAUCACCCAUUUUACAGCGUUAGCAGUGUUUUUCACACCACUUGCUGCAGUGCCAUAUUUGCUAUCUAAGAGGCGUAUCUCCGCUCUAUCCAGAAGGUUGGACGAACUCUCAGCCGCAACCACUGCUUUGCAGGCGGAAUUAAAGACUUCUGCGACUGAGAAUGCCACACGGAAGUUGGAAUCACAUCGCACCUCAACCUCGCUUGAGGCUGCAAGAACGGAACUCAUUCAGCUGCGCCGCAGCUUCGAACAGCUUCGUAUGGAACGCGAUGCGUCAGAGAUGACGACACGGAACGCUCUGAAGCAGCUUCUUGAAGAGAGAAAGCUGACCAGCGAACGCCUGGCACUUCUUCCCCAGCUGGGCACUUCACUGGCUGAUGUCGCCGCAUUCAUGUACGAAGUAGAGUUACAUCAAGGCAUUACGUCAAGUGUCAUUGAUGGUCAUGGUGUGGAAAGGCUUCGCCGACUUGCACUUAAAUUGCACAUAGCGCAGUCGGAGGAGCUGAGGUAGCCACAUAUAAUUGUCAACCACAUACCCCUACUUCAGUGGGAGAAUCGUAGGAUGGUUUCAGAAUUGAUUGUGAUAGACUAGGAGGUCUGGGUAGCUGUAUGAUACAUUUCAUGAUGUAUUGAUAUCUAAGC
Suillus plorans is the source of this 794-nucleotide messenger RNA. RefSeq lists its product as uncharacterized. NCBI's taxonomy places the organism in Eukaryota, Fungi, Basidiomycota, Agaricomycetes, Boletales, Suillaceae. The coding region runs from base 52 to 663 and encodes 203 amino acids. The record is from RefSeq and is a predicted model, not a curated record. The transcript has 2 exons.